CACUCCAGGCUAUAUAAACACAUAGGGCUGCAGGUGAGGGCGGCCUCUCCGGUGCACGCUCACCAUGGCUCGCUGGGAGAUCCUCUGCUUUGCCUUGUGCUCCUACCUCAGGGUGGCGUGGGCUGCAACCCUGGGUGUCGUGUACACCGAGGGUGGUUUUGUGGAAGGCGAAAGUAAAAGACUGGGACUCUUCGGUGACUACAUCGACAUCUUCAGAGGAAUUCCUUUUGCUGCCCCUCCAAGGCGUCUGGAAGACCCUCAACCUCAUCCUGGCUGGCAGGGAACACUGAAGGCAAAAGAAUACCAAAAGCGCUGCCUGCAGCCAACACUUGCACAAACUGCUGUCCGUGGGAGUGAGGACUGUCUCUACCUGAACAUCUGGAUCCCUCAAGGCAGGAAACAGGUCUCUACCAACCUGCCAGUGAUGAUCUGGAUCUAUGGCGGUGCCUUCCUUUUUGGAGGGGGUCAGGGAGCCAACUUUCUCGAUAACUACCUCUAUGAUGGUGAGGAGAUCGCUGUGCGGGGCAACGUGAUCGUGGUGAAUUUUAACUAUCGUCUGGGGCCUCUUGGCUUCCUGAGCACUGGAGAUGCAAACCUGCCAGGGAACUACGGGCUGAAGGACCAGCACAUGGCUAUUGCCUGGGUGAAGAGGAAUAUCCGGGCCUUUGGGGGUGACCCAGAUAACAUCACCAUCUUUGGGGAAUCAGCCGGUGCUGUCAGUGUCUCCCUGCAGAUGCUGAGCCCAAAGAACGCAGGAUUGUUCAAGAGAGCCAUCAGCCAGAGCGGUGUCGCUCUGUGCAACUGGGCCAUCCAGAAGGACCCUCUGUCCUGGGCUAAAAAGAUUGGAGAGAAGGUGGGCUGCCGCACGGACAACACCACCGCCUUGGCCAACUGCCUGCGUGUCUCUGACCCCCAAGCCCUGACAUCGGCCUACACCCUGCAGCUGGUUAACCUGCCUGUUCCCGUGGUUGACACACUAGCCCUCACUCCUGUUGUUGAUGGAGACUUCCUCCCAGACAUGCCACAGAACCUCUUUGCCAAUGCUGCUGAUAUCGACUACCUUGCUGGGGUCAACAACAUGGAUGGACACUUCUUUGCUGGCAUUGAUAUGCCUGCUGUCAACCGCCCACUUGUGAGAAUCACUGCGGAUGAGGUCUAUAAUUUGGUCAGAGGACUCACCGCGGACAGGGGCGAGCGUGGAGCCGCUGAGACGUACAAUCUCUACACACAAACGUGGGGCGACAAGCCAGACCAGGAGGUCAUGAAGAAGACAGUGGUGGCUUUGGCUACUGAUUACAUCUUCCUGAUUCCCACACAGUGGACACUGAAUAUGCACGUGCAGCAUGCCCGGACUGGCAAGACAUACAGCUACUUGUUCUCCCAGCCAUCCCGAAUGCCCGUCUACCCAGGCUGGGUAGGGGCAGACCAUAUGGAUGACCUGCAGUACGUGUUUGGGAAACCCUUUUCCACUCCCCUGGGCUACUGGCCCAAGUACAGGACUCUCUCAAGAGCCAUGAUUGCUUACUGGACCAAUUUUGCCAGGACAGGGGAUCCCAACACUGGGUACUCAGAGGUGCCUGUUAACUGGCCAGCCUACACCACUGAUGGUGGUUAUUACCUGGAAAUCAACAGCGACCUAAACAAGAACUCUGUGAAGCAGAACCUGAGAUCCCGGUACGUGACCUACUGGAACACGGUCUAUCAGAAUCUGCCGGUGGUUGCCAACGCCUCCCAGACUCUGGAACUGCUGUGGAGCUAAGAAAAAACACCUUUUAAAGACAGUCCCAAUUCAUUAAAGUCUUGCUUGUAACUGA
This is a messenger RNA of Columba livia (rock pigeon), 1814 nucleotides long. Its product is annotated as bile salt-activated lipase. The coding region runs from base 65 to 1759 and encodes 564 amino acids. Gene Ontology annotation, molecular function: sterol ester esterase activity; triacylglycerol lipase activity; retinyl-palmitate esterase activity. NCBI's taxonomy places the organism in Eukaryota, Metazoa, Chordata, Aves, Columbiformes, Columbidae. Gene Ontology annotation, biological process: pancreatic juice secretion; ceramide catabolic process. The record is from RefSeq and is a predicted model, not a curated record. The transcript is spliced from 11 exons.